Amphiprion ocellaris (clown anemonefish) is the source of this 2101-nucleotide messenger RNA. RefSeq lists its product as uncharacterized. The transcript has 3 exons. The record is from RefSeq and is a predicted model, not a curated record. Lineage: Eukaryota; Metazoa; Chordata; Actinopteri; Pomacentridae. The annotation marks the transcript as partial.
UUCCCCACCAAAACAUUUUCAAAAAUUGCCCAAAAAUGUUGACAUCAGAAGUUUCACUGUGAAAAUACUUUUUAAAUCACAUUUUCAAACUGUAAAACGUGUCAGUUUGACCCACAGGGCAACACGAGGGUUAAUAAACACCCGCAGCAUCAGUGCUGCGCAUUUACGCACGAGGUGCACAGCAGCGGUGCCUUCAUUAAGAUGUGAAGAUCAAUAAUAUCCAGUCUCUGUUCCACACAGAUUCUAGGUUUAUAGGGUUUAAUUAUUUGUAUUAAAUCUUCUGUGGGUGAAUCCUGAGUUCCAUCAGAGCUGUCAGGAGACUUUUAUUAAGGUAUGCGGCCAUAACGAAUAAAAUUACGCAGCACUGCUUGAACUGUGUUACUAGAAGGACUAUAAAAUGAUUUUAGUCCAAUAAUUUGCUUUUCAGCAUCUUUGUUCCCACUGAGAUGCUUCAAUCAGAGGCGGAUCUUGUCAGAAAAAGUUCAAAUAGCUUUGAGGCUCUGCACAUUUCUGACAGGUGAUGGAAACUCGUGCACAUACGUAGAAAAACGAAACGCAGAAAUGGACAAUAUGGAUUAUAGAUUUAGCUUCAGAUCAGAACUGGUCAAGCACAGGCGCGUGCGUGCAUCAUUGAAGUCAUGGCAACAGAAGGUGACGCGCACCUAUAAAAGGCCUGCUGACCUUUACACGUUCCCAUUUUGCAUUCGGACGUUUACCUGGCCACUUGCAAAUCUACAAGCGAGCUGCAAAGCUAGCCAUUUUGGAAAGUCGGAAAGUUGCAACUGUUUGGACACUUCGGACCUCAGCGGAUUCACGCCGGAUAAGCGACAGCACACCUGAAGGAACACCUGAAGUCGGCAAGCUCGACCGUCACCAUGAAGAGGACCUCGGCCUACUCCAGGUACCGCACAUCCACACGUCCAACCUCUCUCACCUCCUCUCCCCCUCCCUCCAAGCUUCCUCGCUGUGCUUCCCCCCUCUCUCCUCUCUCCUCUACCUCCCCCUCUCGCUCUCCCUCCAUGCUUUCCCCUCUCGCUGCCCCCUUCUUUCCCUCUCGCGAUUCCCUCUCCUUCUCCUCCUCUUCCUCCUCUCCCUCCAUGCUUUCCCCUCUCGCUGCCUCCUUCUUCCCCUCUCGCGAUUCCCUCUCUUCCUCCUCCUCUUCCUCCUCCUCUUCCUCCCCCUCCUCCUCUUCCUCCUCCUCCUCCUCUUCCUCCUCCUCUUCCUCCUCCUCCUCCUCCUCUUCCUCCUCCUCCUCUUCCUCCCCCUCCUCCUCUUCCUCCUCCUCCUCCUCUUCCUCCUCCUCUUCCUCCUCCUCCUCUUCCUCCUCCUCCUCUUCUUCCUCCUCCUCUUCUUCCUCCCCCUCCUCCUCUUCCUCCUCCUCCUCCUCUUCCUCCUCCUCUUCCUCCUCCUCCUCUUCCUCCUCCUCCUCUUCCUCCCCCUCCUCCUCUUCCUCCUCCUCCUCUUCUUCCUCCUCCUCUUCUUCCUCCUCCUCCUCCUCUUCCUCCUCCUCCUCUUCCUCCUCCUCUUCCUCCUCCUCCUCCUCCUCUUCCUCCUCCUCCUCUUCCUCCCCCUCCUCCUCUUCCUCCUCCUCCUCUUCUUCCUCCUCCUCUUCUUCCUCCUCCUCCUCCUCUUCCUCCUCCUCCUCUUCCUCCUCCUCUUCCUCCUCCUCCUCCUCCUCUUCCCCCCUCGCCUCCCCGUUCUCUCCUCACUCCUCAUCCUCAUCCUCUCACUCUUCUUUUAUUCCCGUCCCUCUCCCUCUCUCUCCUUCCCUUCCCCGUCCUCUUUCUCUUCUUCUCCCAUUCUCUCCUGUCUCCUUCUGCUCCUCACCCCCCUCUCACUCUUCUUUUUCUCCCCAUCCUCCCAUCGUCUCUCCUCCUCCUCCCCCCCGAGCCCCAGCAGCAAGGGAGGCCCACUUUGGCUUCUCGGGCCACUACCAAGCCUCGUGCGAAGGUAGUGGCUCCGGUUCCAAAGUGGGGGCCCGCUUUGGCUCCGCGGCCCGCUGCCAAGCCUGGUGCAAAGGCAGUGGGUCCGGUUCCAAAGUGGGUAAGGAACAUACGGGCCAUCCUCAAGGAGAGGCAGAGGCAACGUGGCUGCCCGAAAG